Messenger RNA from Habropoda laboriosa, 402 nucleotides. RefSeq lists its product as uncharacterized. Lineage: Eukaryota; Metazoa; Arthropoda; Insecta; Hymenoptera; Apidae. The coding region runs from base 1 to 402 and encodes 133 amino acids. The record is from RefSeq and is a predicted model, not a curated record. The transcript has a single exon.
AUGGACGUCGCGGAGGUCGCGGAGCCCCAUUGGGUUCCCAUCAACGAUCCGGGUUGGAUCGGGGACCCGGGGGGCUCCGUGGCCAUCGCAGCAAGAAGACAGCCGCGGUCCCCGUCCAUCAGAGCAUUGGGUGCUGGGCGGGGAUUCGUUGCUGUUGAGUGGGGAGACUUCGCGGCAGUGGCGGUGUAUGCCCCGCACAGCUGGACCCUCGCAGAGUACGAGGAGUACUUGGACGGGUUGCGGGACUUAGUCUCCCGCAUUGCACACCGUCCGGUACUGGUCCAGGUGCAACGCCUUAAGGCCCGGGGAAACAAGGCCGCGGGUUCGGACGGUGUGCCCGACAGAGCCCUGGUCUUGGCCCUGAGCGUCCUCGGGGAAAGAGGGGACGGAUGGUUCUCCUGA